Molecule: messenger RNA, 1883 nt
Organism: Cryphonectria parasitica EP155
Lineage: Eukaryota; Fungi; Ascomycota; Sordariomycetes; Diaporthales; Cryphonectriaceae
Exons: 3
Coding region: 162-1883 (573 amino acids)
Source: RefSeq, a predicted model, not a curated record
UCCAAAGUUCGUCUUCUGGACAACAUAGUCUUGGUGCUUUCUUUCCAUCAUGUUUCGAGCUUCACCUCUCGCACCUUGCCGGUAACCACCUCUUCCACCCACUCGCGAGCAAAAACCCCCUCCUCGCUUGCAGGCCAUUAGCAAGGGUCUGGCCCAUCCAUAUGGACGAACUGUGGCUUUCGUACCCCGUGGCAGGCCAGCCUGUGGACCACGGACACAAAGGCUAUGCCCACGAUGAAGGUUGUGUCCCGGCUAAGAACGUCCAGCCGGAAUGGCUGGAUCUGGAUUUUGGCCAGUUCUACGGCACCGGCGCGGCGCCCAUGGCCCAUUACCACGGCGAGUAUGCCAGCCACGAUACCAGCUGUCUUGACGGCAGUGGCUGUCCGAGACUUGGACUCGACCCAGGCGUGAACGACAAAGAAGACCUCGCUGCUGUCAUGCCACAGCAGCAGCCGCCGCCGCCUAGCUUCGACGUUUUGGCGCAAUCCUCGAUGCCCUACCAGGCUUUCUCCGCCUCGCUAGGUGACUUCAACACUACCUUGCCUCCUCGGGUCCACACGCCAGAUCCGACGCUGUUGGGCGCGGCUUCGAUAUCACCUCUAUCACAGGUUUCGAGAUCACCGGAAGAUCAUCUGCAUCACAUUUCCGAGGAGGAUGCAGACUCCGAUGCGGACAGUCUGGGCUCUUGUGAUAGCCACUGCCUUGGAAGCGGAGGCGCAUGCAGUGCAGGUACCUGUGCUGACAUACUCUUUGAAGACGAGGAAACUGCAUGUAGAGAUGAGAACUGCCAGAAGCCUAUCGUUGAACCCGAUGUUGCCCAUAGCGCUUUCAUCCUGCAAGGGAUCAGCGGAGCAAUGCAACAACAAGCAGAGAACCCGCAACUCAAUCGCAACACAUUCCAACAAACGAUGGUGGAUUCGACGACGAAUCACAUCCACACUGCUCAGUCUCAGUCCUUCGGGCAGUCGUAUCAAUUCCCAUUUCAUUUCCAGGCCGGGUUUCCCGCUGCUUCUUCACACACUCUCCAAGGUAACACUGCUAGACAUAGUGAGGGCAAUGUCGUUGGCGGUCAAGAGUUUUCUGGAAACUUCCCCCAGAAUUUCCACCAAUUUCACGAGCUGCCCCCGUCUCUAGCCAGUUCCCAGGUUCAGUACGCCAAUGCACUUGACAAUUCGCAGACCAUGAGCCUGGCGCAGCAAUUGGAUUCCAAUACCAAUGUUUUCAGUUGGGCUCCUCUUUACGACACUCAAGGCGCCUUCGUCAAUGCUGUUGAGCAAGUCUAUGACCAGCAGGCAUUGCGGGAGAAUACCUCCACGGCCCUUGAUCCAGGCCUUUCAGACACAAACCAUUCUCAAUGGCUUCCAGGCUCGACGCAGAAUUUUCAAUUCAGCGAACCCCUGGAUGAAAACUUGCUUGGAAUAAGCCAAGAACAGGGCUCGUCAAGUAACCUCCCGACCGGCACACAGGAGAGUGUUACUACCAUGAGUGACGACUUCUCACCCACAAGCCGCGACCAAUCUUCGCCAUCCAAGAGUCUCGGAAGCGUGGCACGCACGAUAUCACCCGUUUCAGAUUACUCUAUGAAGGGUAUUUCGGUCGGCUCCGAGAGCAUGUCCCGGGAGAUUGAGGCUCACGUGUGUCAGUGGCGACUCGCUGACAACCGAAUCUGUGGGCAGCAGUUCAGCUCCCACAGCCUGCUCCAUGAUCACGUCGACGACACGCAUUUCCACGCCCUGAAGCCUACCAGUGAACACGGUCUCGUGUGCUUGUGGGAUGGCUGCGAUCGUCUUACCAAUGACAAGUAUGCCGACAAACGAGGGUUUGACACAAAGUCGAAGCUUCGUCGACACAUUGAAACCCACACUGGGCCCAGUACGUUUUGA